This is a messenger RNA of Xylona heveae TC161, 794 nucleotides long. RefSeq names its product vacuolar ATP synthase-like protein 16 kDa proteolipid subunit. Gene Ontology annotation, biological process: proton transmembrane transport. The coding region runs from base 138 to 626 and encodes 162 amino acids. Gene Ontology annotation, molecular function: proton-transporting ATPase activity, rotational mechanism. Lineage: Eukaryota; Fungi; Ascomycota; Xylonomycetes; Xylonales; Xylonaceae. Gene Ontology annotation, cellular component: proton-transporting V-type ATPase, V0 domain. The transcript has 8 exons. The record is from RefSeq and is a predicted model, not a curated record.
UCAUCGACGUCUCUAAGGUAGGUAGCUAACAGACUGAAGCUACUCGCCAUUUGCACCUCUGAAUCGUUGCUCUAUCUCCGUUGAGCCUUUCUCGAAGGAAAUUUUUUUGAUUGAUCUUCUAGUCCAUCAUCCGCAACAUGGCGGAGACUGAGCUGGCGCCCAAGUUCGCGCCGUUUUUCGGCAUGGGCGGUAUCGCGUUCGCGAUGAUCUUUGGAUGCAUCGGAGCUGCAUACGGGACGUCAAAAUCGGGUAUCGGUAUUGCUGGAGUGGGAACCUUUCGGCCGGACCUGAUCAUGAAGUCUUUGAUUCCCGUCGUCAUGUCCGGUAUUAUCGCGGUUUACUCGCUUGUUAUCGCUGUGCUUAUUGCUGGUGACAUGGGCCCACCUCCAGGCCAGAGCUACAGCUUGUUUACAGGGUUUUUGCAUCUGGCUUGCGGUCUCUCUGUUGGUUUGACAGGACUGGCCGCAGGUUAUGCCAUUGGCGUUGUGGGCGACAUGGGCGUCCGAUCAUACAUGCAGCAGUCAAGAAUUUUUGUGGGCAUGGUCCUGAUCCUAAUUUUUGCUGAAGUCUUGGGUCUUUACGGCCUGAUUGUCGCCUUAAUCCUCAACACCAAGGGCCGAGGAUGAGGCGAGUUCGCCAGGCGUAGUUCUUGUGUUUGCCAACUUCCAUUGUAUAUAUCGAAAAGUCAGCAAUAUCUUGACGACGCUGAGGUAUCUGCAACGAAGGCAGUGCACAUAAUGGCGUUGCUCGAGGGGAGCCUCAUGAGCGGAUGAAAUGAAGUUUAUGAUUUGUCC